Molecule: messenger RNA, 2172 nt
Organism: Miscanthus lutarioriparius
Lineage: Eukaryota; Viridiplantae; Streptophyta; Magnoliopsida; Poales; Poaceae
Source: the annotation of a GenBank genome assembly
AUGGCGAAGCGCCCGCGCCACGCCGGCAACGGCGCAGGCCGCUCCCAGCUGUCGUCCUUAGAGUGGGAACUCCACCGCCGCAUACUCAACGGCGGCCUAGCCCGCCGCGGCGCCUCCGCCGAGGACGUCGCCAACACCCUCCGCAUCCACCACCCGAAGCUCGGCCGCCAUAAGCACGGCCCCUUCGUCGCCUGCGUCCGCCGCGCUCUCGCCUCCAUCCCCAUCCCCUCCCCCUCCUCCCCUUCCUCCUCUGACUCCUCCUCCGACGACGGCUCCUCCGCCUCCCGCCGCCGCCACGACGCCCACGCCACCACCUCCUCCUCCACCUCCGUCUCCGACGCCGCCGCCCACCCGUCGCCACCAGCCCCCACCUUCGACCUCACCAACUCCAUUAUCCGCUCCAACUACGCCGCGCAGACGGCCAAGCGGAACCAGCAGCUGGAGAUCGAGGUCACCGCAGAGAAGCCGCGCCGCCUCAUCACGGCCGACGGCGGUGGCGGCGGCGACGCCAAGCCGGAGGCCGCCCUGGCUGCUGCUGAAGGGUUCGGCAGAGGGGACAAGGGGCCGAGGUUCGCUGACCUCGGCGGGAUGGAGGCGGUGAUCGAGGAGCUCAUGAUGGAGGUGGUCGUGCCUCUGUGCCAUCCUGAGCUGCCGCACCGACUUGGCGUCAGGCCUGUCGCCGGGCUGCUGCUGCACGGACCGCCUGGUUGCGGAAAGACCACCCUUGCCCAUGCCAUUGCCAACGAGACUGGCUUGCCGUUCUAUAAGAUCUCCGCACCGGAAGUCGUAUCUGGGGUGUCUGGAGCUUCUGAAGAAAACAUCAGGGGCUUGUUUCAGAAGGCCUAUCGGACUGCUCCCUCGAUUGUAUUUAUUGAUGAGAUAGAUGCAAUUGCAUCCAAGAGGGAGAAUCUGCAACGAGAGAUGGAACGGCGUAUAGUUACUCAAUUAAUGACGUGCAUGGAUCAAUUCCACCAGAAUAUUGGAUCGGGCAGUGGCAAUUUGGAUGCUGAGUCAUCUGAAAAGAAACCUGGUUAUGUUAUUGUCAUUGGAGCCACAAAUAGGCCUGAUGCUGUGGAUCAAGCUCUCACGAAGGCCAGGAAGAUAGCUAGGGCGACACCAGGUUUUGUUGGUGCUGACUUGAAGGCAUUAGUGGAUAAAGCAGGGAAUCUAGCAAUGAAGAGAAUAAUUGAUGAAAGAAGAGUUCAAUAUCGCCGUGAGCAUGAUGGGAAUAGCAAGCAUGACUGGUGGAGACAACCCUGGGAUGAAAGUGAGGAAGCAACAAAAAUGGUUCAGCCAUCUUUGAGAAGAGAAGGGUUUUCUUCUGUCCCUGAUGUUACAUGGGAUGAUGUUGGAGGUCUUGAUUCAUUAAGAAAAGAGUUUGACCGCUGUAUUAUUCGUUGUAUCAAGCACCCUGAAGACUAUGAGGUGUUUGGAGUGAAUAUGCAAGCUGGCUUCCUGUUGUUUGGACCUCCUGGUUGUGGAAAAACACUAAUAGCAAAAGCAGUGGCACAUGAGGCAGGGGCUAAUUUUAUUCACAUCAAGGGGCCUGAGCUAUUGAACAAGUAUGUUGGGGAGAGUGAAUCGGAAGUUAGGAAAAUAUUCACUCGUGCACGGACUAACUCCCCAUGCAUCCUAUUUUUCGAUGAGGUUGAUGCUUUGACAACAAAGAGAGGGAAAGAGGGAGGAUGGGUUGUUGAACGUCUCUUAAAUCAGUUGCUUAUCGAACUUGAUGGUGCUGAUCAAAGACAAGGUGUCUAUGUGAUAGGAGCUACAAACAGGAUUGAUGUGAUAGAUGAUGCUGUUUUACGGCCUGGUAGAUUUGGAAAGAAACAUUAUGUACCUUUACCUGGUGCCGACGAGCGGGUUUCAAUAUUAAAAGCACAUGCUCGUAGCAAGCCUGUCUCGGCUGAUGUUGAUUUGGAUGCACUUGCACGUCGUGCUGAAUGCAACAAUCUCACUGGUGCUGACCUAGCAUCACUGGUCAAUGAAGCAGCCAUGGCAGCAUUGGAAGAGAGAUUGGAAUUCCUUGAGAACGGGACAUCCUCAAUGAGUUCGUCUUGUUUGAUUGAGAUCUCGCACUUUGAACGCGCUCUAUCGAAGAUUAAGCCAUCAGUAUCUGAACAGCAAAUCAAACAUUACGAGGCGUUGUCAAAGAGAUACUCGUCAAACUGA